AUGCAUACUGCAAAGCCCAGGAUGGUGGUCCCAUAUGGCCUCAAGACUCUACUUGAAGGAGUGAGCAGGGCAGUUCUCAAAGCUAGUCCUUCCAACAUCACUGAGUUUGCUGCUGAGUAUUUCAAAGAACUUAUAGUUUUUCGAGAAGAACAUCCUAAUUUAGAUAUUAAAGAACUGGUGAGAGAAUUUCAUAUGACAAGAGUGGAGGGAUGGGCAGAAGGACCAGGAGCAGCAACACCGAUGCCCCGUUCUAAAAGGGCAGAUGUUGGAGAUGCAUUUCGGUCAGAUCUUGACACGAUUCCAAUUCAUGAUGAACCCAAACGGAAGGAGAAAUCGACUGACACAGAAGAGGAUCAGAUAAGCGAAGAGUCUCGUGAACUGAGCACCAAAACUACUCAAUUCCCAUCUGUUGUUGACGAAUUUUUUGAAAAGGUUGGGGACGACAAGGGAGCAGGACUCGCUUAUAUCCCAGCUGAUCCAGCUCAGCUAGCAUCACAAAUGCUAGCCAUGGCAACAAGCGAACCAGGACAGCCACCACCAUAUUCUAAUGUAUGGACUCUCUAUUGUCUAACUGAUUUGAAACAACAAGGUCGUAAGUCACCACCACCACCUCCACCCCUUCCAUCUGUUGGAACUGGUGCUACUGUUCCCCAAGCAACCCUAUUCAUAUCUAGUGGUAAGGACCAGCCGCAGUAUCUACAGCCGCAGAUGAUACAACAAGGUCAACCGCCACAAGUGUCCUCUCCAACUUAUGUGAUGAUGGAAGAUGGGAAGAAGGGAAAUGCACCACCUUUCAUUUUAGUGGGCUCUUCUGUUCAAAAUAAACAGGACUGGAAACCUAUCCCAGGCCAUGCUGUUCUAACACAGCCGGACACUGCUGGUACUGUGAGGAGGUUCGCUACAAUCCCUGUACCAAUCGCCAGGGCAGCAGAUCCAAAAAUGGCCAACCCCAAUUUUAACCCUGCACAAGAUAGUGGCAGGCCGCCAACUCCAGUUUUUCUUUCAGUUGCCAUACCUCUAGAAGAUGUGAUGAAUGGGAAGAAUGGCUCAGGAGCUGGGGAUAAAGCAGCUUUUGCAGGCAGUUAUGGUAUAGCAGGAGAGAUCACAUUUACAACUGCCUCUGUACGCAGGACAGAAUAACAAAACGAUUGAGAAGAGGUGCUGUCCAACAUUUCACCCCAGAACGGAAAGCUGCAUCUUUAAUUUAAAAUUGAUUAACUAGUACAAGCAAUAAAGCAGUACAAGGAAUCUGAAUCUAAAGACAUUUUUUCCCUAUGGCUUAAGACCGGUAGCCAAGUAGCAUAAAACUAAAACCAGGAGUUUCCUUAUGUUGAUUUCCUGUACAAACUGAAAAUUUAAAAAUGACUGCUAGUAAAAAUGUGGACACCUUCAACAGAAAUAUGUUGUUAGAUCAUUUAUUAGAUUUGUGGAAAGUUUUGAAGCCUUGUCUGUAUAUAAUCUAUCAGUAAGAUGAGAGACAGAUCUACUUUGAAGCAGCAAAAUAGAAAACAGUAUUUCAAGAAUGAGAAAAAAAAACAACAACAGAUGGAACCAGAACACCCUUGCAGUCUCCUGAGCCACUCUCAAUGCCAUCCUUCCAACAUGGGGCCAAGAGACCAAAAACAAAAAUGGUUUUGCUUGUAAUCUACUGAGAGCAAAGAAUCAAACGGCACCUGUCACAGGACAGCUAAAGCCUUUAUUUAAUAGCAGUAAAAUAUUCAGUUAACACUAUUUCCAAACCACAAUUAAAUUAUACAAGAGCAGCAAUCUCUCUGGAAGUUCUGUACUCCAUAUUGUACAAAUAUAUAAUUUCAUAAAGGUUAAAGCACCCCAAACAUAGGGGUAAAUUUGCUCUGUACAGUAGUGUCUCAACUGCUUUUGAAAUGUACACUUCCGUCUAGCGUUUGCUAUGACAGCAUAGACCCAGGCGCAUGUCUUUUCUUUGUAAUGUCAUGUAGUGCAGAACACUCCUUUGUGUGGGGAUAAGGACUCUGUGGCCUUCCCAGGGUUGAACUACAGCUCCCAUCAUUCUUGACCGCUCAACAUGCGACCAGGGCUGAAGUCCAACAAUAUUCAGACAACCACUAGUCCCAUAUCAUAUAUUAGUGCACUCCAGGGUUUUUAAUAAAAUAAUUACUUUUUUAGUUCAAAUUAAUUUUUUAAAGAUUUAAAUGGCUCUUAAUUCCUUAAAGAUAGCAUAUUAAUAACACUUGAAAGAGAAAAUUCAAAACACUGCACUAAAUAUGAAAAGACAUUGCUAAGUGAUUUUAUGCAUUUAUCCAAUUUUAAUUAACUAGUAGUAGCCUGAUGCAGAGAGUAAAAAAUAAAAUUAUAAAUGAAUUAUCUAUGAUCCUGUAUUUUAUUAAUUAAUAGAAUGCUGUCUUAAGGAAGUUGACUAAUUCUUCCCCAAAGUGUCAUGCUCUUCUCAUGCUUUAAGCCAUAGAGUAUUAUAAGUCACAGAUGAUCAUUUGUUACUGGGUUGAGAAGAAAUGCCAUGUUUUUCAUUAUAUGCUACUAUAAUUAUUAUUCACCAAAGAGAAAGUCAAAACUCAAAGGCAUUUUUGUUUCCCAUUUAACCUGUAAUUGAUGUUUAGUUCACAAAUAUGGGUAGCAAUCUCCCUGUCUCUCCAAAGUACAGCACCAGUGAUUAUGGGCAAAUACAACUCGCAUUCUAGGGAGAAUGCCCAAAAACCCAACACUCCCAACAGCCUGAGCUAUGCUGUAGCAGGAGCACCAGUGUCAUAUUCGAUUGCAACCUUUCAAGUUUUUAAUUUUUUUCUAAGAAUAUAGGCAUAAAGAAAACACUGAAAACUGAUUUAAGACUUGCGUUAGCCUCAGAAUUUCCAAUGCAUUUUAAUAAAUAUCCGGCAAGUUGAAGUAGUUUCUGUCCCAGUAGUUCCCAGAAUAAAUCCAGUCAUGUCCGCCAGUGUGAGGAUUAGGACCUUGAUGAAACCACCUGAAAGAGAGAAACUGCUUAAGGAAAGAAAACUGGUGUAUAUUCUUAUUUAUGAGAAAAUGUAAACUCCCAUAGGUCCUGAAUAACCGGAAAAUUCAGUAAAUAAUUGUCAUCCUGAUCCUUAGCUUCCUCAGCUACUUAUUGCUAUUGAUCUGUUGAAACAAAAGUAAGGGAAAAUACAAAGGAAAGCUGAGUGGCAUUUACUUUGAAUGAAAACAUGCAAAUGAAUUAACAAUGCACUGUGGUAAAGAUAAAAGGCCUUUGGGCUAGUCCUCAUUUAAUAACUGCCUUGGAUAAAUGACAACAAUAAUAAACUGCAAUAAAAAAUAAUUUCCCAACCAAAGUAGGCAUUUACAACAAAAGCUUUCAGUGUCAAUUUCAGGCCCAGCAGAGGCCAAAGGCUUCUAAUGAACUAAUUAAGUUCACAGAGCUGAGCUUGUUAACUUUGAGGUAGUGUUGUUGUGGGAAGCCUGUACUGUGAAGAAAAGUAGCUGAGGAAAAGAUAGCUUG
Thamnophis sirtalis is the source of this 3466-nucleotide messenger RNA. The record is from RefSeq and is a predicted model, not a curated record. NCBI's taxonomy places the organism in Eukaryota, Metazoa, Chordata, Lepidosauria, Squamata, Natricidae.